Pseudovirgaria hyperparasitica is the source of this 681-nucleotide messenger RNA. RefSeq lists its product as uncharacterized. The transcript is spliced from 3 exons. The coding region runs from base 289 to 681 and encodes 130 amino acids. The record is from RefSeq and is a predicted model, not a curated record. NCBI's taxonomy places the organism in Eukaryota, Fungi, Ascomycota, Dothideomycetes, Acrospermales, Acrospermaceae.
GCUCCUCACCUCUCGACGGCCGCCGCGGCCAAACCUCUCGCACAGACGCCCGGCCCUUUUACGAUCCACGGCCACUGGAUUCAGCCCGUGCUCACAGACGUCAUCGCAAGCUCACCCGGCACACUAGGUAGUAGGUACCUACCUACCUACCCAGCUCCAACCCUCUCCCCAAUCCCAGCCGCCCAACUCAUAUAGCUCUCUCAUUCCUCGCGUGUAACAAUCAGGCAUCCUCAUCCCAUCCAUCUCUUCCAAUCUCUCCCAACAAUCAAAAGCCCAUCACAGCCCACCAUGUCCGGACGCAUCGUCAAAGUCCUCGGUGUCGGCGCCGCCGCCGGUGCCGGUUACUACCUGUACUCCGCCGGCGGCGACCCAAAGGUCGCCGAGAAGAAGCUCGAGCACGACGCCGCGCGGCUCUCGUCGAAAGUCAAGAGCGAGCUGCCUGGGAUCGAGAAGGAGGCUAAGACGCAGGGCAAGGUCUGGGGCGAGCAGGCCGGGCAGAAGGUUGACAGCGCGGUCAACCAAGCCAAAGCAUACGGUAAAGACGCCGAGAAGAGGGCCGAGGAGCUGAAGCGCGAGACGGGAGCAGGUCUGAGCAAGGCCGUAGAUUCCUUCGAUAAGAAUGUGGAGAAGGGUGCUGCGAAGACGCAAAGCUGGAUUGGAAGCUGGUUUGGUGGGAAAUAA